UAGAAAUAUGUUCAUUUUGAAAUUCAAGUUUUCAUGGGCAUUGUUAUUUCUUCCUAAAGGUACUGGAGACAGAGCAUGACAGGAAGGAAUCAAAAUGUUGUCUCAGAGUUCCUUCUACUGGGACUUCCCAUUGAGUCAGAACAUCAAAACCUGUUCUUUGUCCUGUUCCUGGCCAUGUACGUUACCACCAUCCUGGGGAACCUUCUCAUCAUUGUCCUCAUUUGCCUGGACCCCCACCUCCACACACCCAUGUAUUUGUUUCUCAGUAACCUGUCUUUCUCUGACCUCUGCUUCUCCUCUGUCACAAUGCCCAAAUUGCUACAGGACAUGCAGAGCCAAGACUCGUCCAUCUCUUAUGCUGGCUGCCUGACACAAAUGUACUUCUUCCUGUUCUUUGCAGACCUGGAGGACUUCCUCCUUGUGGCCAUGGCCUAUGACCGCUACGUGGCCAUCUGCUUCCCCCUGCACUACACCACCAUCAUGAGCCCCAGGCUGUGUUCCUUCCUGGUGGUGCUGUCCUGGGUGCUGACCACGGUCCCUGCCAUGUUAUACACCUUGCUCAUGGCCAGACUGUGUUUUUGUGAAGACAACGUGAUCGCCCACUUUUUCUGUGACAUGUAUGCUCUGCUGAAGCUGUCGUGCUCUGACACUCAAAUUAAUGAGCUGGUGAUAUUUGUCGUUGGAGGACUCAUUAUUGUCCUGCCAUUCCUAGUCAUCAUCAUGUCUUAUGCACGAAUUAUUUUCUCUAUCCUUAAGGUCCCUUCUGCCAAGGGCAUCUGCAAAGCCUUCUCCACCUGUGGCUCCCACCUCACUGUGGUGUCCCUGUUUUAUGGGACAAUUAUUGGUCUCUACUUAUGUCCAUCAGCUAAUAAUUCCACUGUUAAGGAGACUGUCAUGUCUAUGAUGUACACUGUGGUGACCCCCAUGCUGAACCCCUUCAUCUACAGCCUGAGGAACAGAGACAUGAAGGGAGCUCUGGGAAGAGUCUUUUGUAAAAAGAAAUUUCAUUUCUUUCUAUGA
This is a messenger RNA of Bubalus bubalis (water buffalo), 1020 nucleotides long. RefSeq names its product olfactory receptor-like protein DTMT. The record is from RefSeq and is a predicted model, not a curated record. Lineage: Eukaryota; Metazoa; Chordata; Mammalia; Artiodactyla; Bovidae. The transcript has a single exon. Gene Ontology annotation, molecular function: olfactory receptor activity; G protein-coupled receptor activity. Gene Ontology annotation, cellular component: membrane. The coding region runs from base 76 to 1020 and encodes 314 amino acids. Gene Ontology annotation, biological process: G protein-coupled receptor signaling pathway.